AUGGCUUCGACACGAACCAACACCAUACCUUGCAGUGUCUAUGGGUGCAGGAACAACAAAAAGAAUAAACAAUUAUCGUUCUUCUCUCUUCCCACAGACUACAGUGACAUUUCUAACAAUGCCCGUUUCAUAACAAGAUUACGUAACAGAUGGUUAAAGAUCAUAGAUAGAACUGACCUAUUAGAAAAAAAAGAUUUGAAACCAAGAAACUAUGUAGUGUGUUCCGCUCAUUUUGAAAAAGACAUGAUUAUACAGACGCCGCGCCUAAAACCAGAAGCAUUGCCUACUAAGUAUAUUCCGGAAGUGUCUGAUAAUUCUACGAGUAACACUGAAACAACCAGGGAAGUAUCAACACAAGCGAAUUGUGAAGUUAAUAUAACAUGUAUUAAAGAAGAUGUCUUAUCUAUAACGGUAGAAACACAAACAGAUAGAGAAAGAAUUGAUGAAGCGCAAACAUCUAUUGGUCUUUCUACGGGCACACUAAGGAAAAGGAAACUUCGGACAGGACUACCGGACCCUGAGGAAAAUAGAAGAAAAUUAGAAAUAGUUAAGAAGAAAAUAAUGAGACUACGGAAAAUUGAAAAAGAACUUGAAGCUGACACUUCUCGCUCUGGGUGGGAAAUUGUAGACAUGUGA
Molecule: messenger RNA, 636 nt
Organism: Cydia amplana
Lineage: Eukaryota; Metazoa; Arthropoda; Insecta; Lepidoptera; Tortricidae
Exons: 3
Coding region: 1-636 (211 amino acids)
Source: RefSeq, a predicted model, not a curated record